Canis lupus familiaris (dog) is the source of this 1224-nucleotide messenger RNA. RefSeq names its product LEM domain containing 1 (gene LEMD1). The record is from RefSeq and is a predicted model, not a curated record. Bases 179 to 811 code for a protein of 210 amino acids. The transcript is spliced from 7 exons. NCBI's taxonomy places the organism in Eukaryota, Metazoa, Chordata, Mammalia, Carnivora, Canidae.
AUGUCACACUGUCCGUAUUGUGAUUACCAUAAUAUGUAACAGGCAAAAAGGGACUAGUUGCUACUAAAACCCUUAGGUGAAACUCCCCCAGCUUUAGUAACCAAUUCAACUGCGUAGACUUUAGACAACCAUGUAAAGGGAUUCCACUGUCUGAAAGAGACCAAACCCCUAUCACACCAUGGUGGAUGUGAAGAGUCUGAGUGAUUAUGAAUUACAGAAUGAACUUAAUAAGCUUGGAUUUUCACCUGGCCCAAUAUUACCUUCCACCAGAAAAGUGUAUGAAAAAAAGUUAGUGCAAUUGUUGGUCUCGCCUCCCUGUGCAUCAACUGUGAUGAAUGGACCCUGCGAGCUGGACAGAGCUCAGGAUGAUGACGACAGUGAAGAGCUUAAUGUCACUAUCAUUUUGAAAGGAAAUAUCAUUCUCUCAUCAGAAAAAAACAAGGCACUCAAAAAAAACCCAGUUUUUGAAAUACAAGAGCAGCAGGAAGAGAUAAUGAAAUCAAACUCUGAUUAUAGUGAUAACAUGAUAAUAAAGAGACUCGAGGCUUCCAACACUAACCCAGAAGCCCUAGAUAUCUACUACCUGGCUUAUAAGCAUCCUGAGGGAAUAAGGUUUCCUAACAGAGCAUCAAACACCAGAUUCGAAGGAUGGAGUUGCAUCAGAGAAACAGACUACUGCCCGGUGAACAGGAGUGUUGAGUUCGGGAACCUAGAAAUUCUUCCAGUGGGCCUGAAGCUUGCUGUGUUUGGCAUCUUCAUCAUUGUGAUAUUUGUCUACAUAACAGUGGAAAAGGAGCCGUUCUUUGGCUAAGUGCUUUAGGAACAGAGCAAUGAGUGAGCACCUGAGCAUGCCUCUAAGCCGUCCUGCUGCAGGGAAGGACAGAAAGGCUGCUUGAAAAAGGGAUGCCCAGCCCCAUAGCCAGGUAGCUUUCCUCUCUGCUGCUCUCACAAAACCCUACCCAGGCUCAUGAUUUCAAAGCCAAUGGGGCCUUACAUACUGUCUAGUUCACCACUUAUGUUUCGAGAUAAGGGAACAGGCCAGGGAGGUUGAAGGAAAUGCCAAAAGUCACAAUGAACUGAAUCCAGAAUCCAAGGUGCAAAGAAACAAGGUAAAGAAGCAGACACUCUCAUCAAAGAGCUUGAGGAUAAGGAAUUCCCCACAUGACGGCAUGCUGGCCAUCAUUAAAAGCGCUGCCACAUCUGAAGCAUACUUCGAAAAGAAAA